Ilex paraguariensis (yerba mate) is the source of this 474-nucleotide messenger RNA. The record is from the annotation of a GenBank genome assembly. Lineage: Eukaryota; Viridiplantae; Streptophyta; Magnoliopsida; Aquifoliales; Aquifoliaceae.
AUGGGUACAAGGCAAAACGCUAAUAAGAUCAGUAAUGCAGAGGUGAAGACUAAGAGAAGUCUUUCUGAGAAAAUGCUGUCACAGAAGCAGAAAAAGAAGAACAAUGGUGAGAAUCAAAGUGCCAACAAUCGGUUAUUGAUUACUGUUAACGUUCUUGGCAGUGCUGGACCAAUAAAGUUUGUCGUGAAUGAGGAUGAUAUUGUUACCGUGGUUAUCGAUACAGCCCUAAAAUUGUAUGCUCGCGAACGUCGCCUUCCGGUUCUCGGUUCUGAUGGCAAUAAUUUUCUUCUCUAUCCUGCCAAUGCAGGAUUGGACGGUACAGAAACAAACUCCUCCCUGAAUUUAGUGUUCAUGAGCUCUGAGUCCAUCCGAAUCGAUUCGCGGGGUAAGGAACUUCGUCCUUUGCAAGAAACAGAAGCAGCCACAGAUGACGGAAGCAAGGUCGGAGAUGGUUGCUCGGAAAAGGAGCAGUAG